Nestor notabilis (Kea) is the source of this 942-nucleotide messenger RNA. RefSeq names its product metaxin 3 (gene MTX3). Gene Ontology annotation, cellular component: SAM complex. Gene Ontology annotation, biological process: mitochondrion organization. NCBI's taxonomy places the organism in Eukaryota, Metazoa, Chordata, Aves, Psittaciformes, Psittacidae. The record is from RefSeq and is a predicted model, not a curated record. The annotation marks the transcript as partial. The transcript has 8 exons.
UGCCCUCAGCUGCUUAAAACAACUCCUGAAGUGCUGACACUUCUCCUACACACCGGGCUUACUUCCCCUCAAUCUUUAUUGCAGGCUUAUGCCAAAUUUUCUGGUGCUCCCCUGACAGUGAAUACUAUAACUAACUCAUGGAGAGCUCCCAAAGGGGAUGUGCCAGUCCUUAUAUCAGAAGACAUUGUUAUUUCUCAGCCAGCAAAAAUACUAAACUUCUUAAGAAAGCAGAAAUACAAUGCUGAUUAUGAAUUGUCUGCAAAGCAAGGGGCUGAUACAUUAGCAUAUAUUGCACUACUUGAAGAGAAGCUGCUUCCUGCUCUGCUGCACACUUUCUGGGUUGAUGCUGAAAAUUACUGCAGUGUGACAAAACCAUGGUUUGCCUCAAGGAUUGCCUUCCCACUGAGUUUGUAUCUGCCUGGAAAGAUGUCCAGGGAAGCGCUGAACAGGAUUUUGCUGACCAGGGGAGGGCCUCCACUCUACAGUCUCACUGAAGUGGAAGCACAAAUAUACAGGGAUGCCAAGGAGUGCCUAAAUCUCCUGUCGAAGAGAUUGGGAACAUCUCAGUUUUUCUUUGGAGAUACGCCUACCACCUUGGAUGCCUUUGUGUUUGGUUUCCUUGCACCAAUUUAUAAAGUGUGCUUCCCCAGAGUACAUCUACAAGAGCAUUUGAAACAGCUUCCCAAUCUGUGUCGAUUCUGUGAUGGCAUUUUAACUUGCUACUUCAGGUUAACUGCCUCAGGCCAUUCUCCGGCUGGACAGGAUACAGCAGAUGCUAAUCUGCAGAAACUCACACAACUUGUAAAUAAGGAAUCCAACUUGAUUGAAAAGAUGGACGACAACCUUCGUAAGAGUCCUCAGCAUCCCCCUCGAAAGCUAAAGACGCUCAAGCUUGCUGCAGGUGGAGAAGAAAGCAGUCCAUUGAAUCGUUUGUCACCUUGA